Messenger RNA from Durio zibethinus, 3792 nucleotides. RefSeq names its product TRAF-like superfamily protein. Gene Ontology annotation, molecular function: protein binding. NCBI's taxonomy places the organism in Eukaryota, Viridiplantae, Streptophyta, Magnoliopsida, Malvales, Malvaceae. The record is from RefSeq and is a predicted model, not a curated record.
UCUCUUUUUUCUUCAUUGCUCUUUCUCUCUAUUUUGCUGCUUCCCUUUUUUCUUUUUUGUGUGUCUUUCUCUCUAGAAUCUCAAGAGAAGUGACAUAGCCUCAUUUGAACCAAAACAAAAACUAUAUUGACUCUCCCAUUCCAGCAAGUGGAGCUGAAGGAGUGUGCGGAGGACUUUUGAAGGGGAAAAUGGCUGGGGUUGCAAGUGAGGAGUCCGGAGUGGGAUGGUCCGUGGAGGGGAUUUCAAGUGGGCAGCGUUGCCAAUUAGGGGAAGCAUUGGCAGAAUGGAGGUCUUCUGAGCAGGUGGAAAAUGGAACACCUUCAACCUCACCCCCUUAUUGGGACUCUGGGGACGAUGAUGAUGAUGAUGGGCCGAAACCUUCUGAAUUAUAUGGGAAAUAUACAUGGAAGAUAGAGAAAUUUUCGCAGAUUAACAAAAGGGAUCUUCGCAGUAAUGCAUUUGAAGUUGGUGGCUACAAGUGGUACAUUUUAAUUUAUCCACAAGGUUGUGAUGUUUGCAAUCAUCUCUCACUGUUUCUCUGUGUUGCUAAUCACGACAAACUUCUUCCAGGUUGGAGUCAUUUUGCACAGUUUACGAUAGCUGUUGUGAAUAAAGAUCCAAAGAAAUCAAAAUAUUCAGAUACUUUACAUCGAUUCUGCAAGAAAGAGCAUGACUGGGGAUGGAAAAAGUUUAUGGAGCUCUCAAAAGUUUAUGAUGGGUUUAUAGAGUCUGACACACUAAUAAUAAAAGCUCAAGUUCAAGUCAUCAGGGAGAAAGCAGACCAGCCUUUUCGUUGCCUUGAUUGUCUGUAUAGGAGAGAACUUGUUAGAGUCUAUUUGACAAAUGUAGAGCUAAUUUGUCGCCGUUUUUCGGAUGAGAGACGAAACAAGCUAGGGAAGUUGAUAGAGGACAAAGCUACGUGGUCAAGCUUCUGUGCUUUCUGGUUGGGGAUUGACCAAAAUGCCAGGCGCCGAAUGUCCAGGGAGAAAACAGAUGUGAUUUUGAAAGUAGUUGUGAAGCACUUUUUUAUAGAGAAGGAAGUGACAUCUACUUUGGUAAUGGAUUCACUUUAUAGUGGGUUGAAGGCUCUAGAUGGCCAAAGUAAGGGCAAGAAAGCGAAUUCAAAAUUAUUGGAUGCUGAAGAAAUGCCAGCUCCAAUUGUUCGCGUGGAAAAAGAUAUGUUUGUGUUAGUGGAUGAUGUGCUACUACUUCUAGAAAGGGCUGCUUUGGAACCAUUACCUCCUAAAGAUGAGAAAGGUCCUCAGAACCGAACAAAGGAUGGGAAUUCUGGAGAAGAUUUCAACAAGGAUUCAAUUGAGCGUGAUGAAAGGCGUCUUACAGAAUUGGGUCGCAGGACAGUGGAAAUAUUUGUUCUCGCUCAUAUUUUCAGCAACAAAAUAGAAGUUGCCUACCAGGAAGUUGUUGCUUUGAAGAGGCAAGAAGAACUCAUCCGUGAAGAAGCUGCAUGCUUGGCUGAAAGUGAGCAGAAGGCUAAACGAGGAGCAUCUGAAAAAGAGAAAAAAUCAAAGAAAAAACAUGCUAAGCAAAAACGGAAUAAUCGGAAAAGCAAAGAUAAAGGAAGGGAGGAGAAGGCUAUUCUGGCUGCACUUGAGAAUCACCAAGAUGACAACCAAGAUGAUGAAACGGAUGCCUCUAUGAUGGUGGAGUUGCAGCCAGUGCCCGAAAAAUCUGAUGUUCUGGGUGAUGUUUCUGAUGUUUCUGACUCAGUUGAUGGUGCCACUGAAGUUCUUCAGCCUGACUCAGAAGACAGAGAUGCUAGUCCUGUUAAUUGGGAUACAGAUACAUCAGAAAUCCAUCCUCGCACAGAAGCCAGUAGCAGUGGAAUAAGUGGACUAUCGUGUGUACAAAAUGGAGUAGCUGAUAAAAGGAGCCCAUCUAUAAUGGAUGAUAGUUCAUCAACAUGUUCGACAGACUCAAUACCCUCAUUGGUAAUGAAUGACCCCUAUAAAGGGAACUCAUUCUCAAACAACCAAAAUCAGAAAUCGCCUAGCAGUGGGAAGAACCAGCGCGGCAAAACAUCAAGUGAUGGCAGUAGUUGGACUACAGAAACUGAUAAUCAGGCUUCUUGUCCUGCAUUAGAUGCAGGGGACCAUAAUGAUGUUUCUGAAAGUAGUAAGGCUGGUGAAUCUGAGUCUGAGGCUUCUGUUUCAUUCUUGCUGGAUCAGACAAAGUGGGUUGAGCAGGAUGCUGUUAAGAAGGAAGUUAUUUUGGUGCAAAAGAAACCAAGCACCCAAGAUCCACUUGAUUUAAAAAGACCUAAAGAGAAGACAGCUGCUAUACCAUCCUCUCCAAGAAGUCCUCCAAGAAAUCUGCGACCUACUGCUCAAUUUAGGUCAGAGUACAAGAGUGCUAGUGGUGUAGAUUCUAUGCCAGUGAGGAAGGCAUCGUCAAAUGGCCUGCAACAUAAUGAUCAACCUGCAUCUUUGAUUUCAUCAUUCCAAAUGAUUGGUUUAUCAAAAUCUGAGACUCAGAAGGCUGCAACUCCGAAACCAGCUGAAAAACCUGUGACCCCACAGGUGCCUGUGAUGUCAAGGCCCUCUAGUGCUCCUCUUAUUCCUGGUCCUAGGCCAAGUGCUCCUGUUGUUUCUAUGGUUCAAACAACUCAGAUUCUUGCUCGUUCAGUUAGUGCAGCUGGCCGUUUAGGUCCUGACCCAUCCCCAGCUACUAGUUAUGGUCCUCAAUCUUAUAGAAAUGCCAUAAUGGGUAACAAUGUUGCUUCUGUUUCAUCUGGUUUUACUCAUCCCAACUCCCCUAGCUCAAGAGUUAACCCAUCACUAGCAUACUCACAGCCACCCGCCUUGGUAUCUGCACCAGUGUAUAUACCCCAGAGGUCAGAGAGGAUGGAGCCAAAUUCUGUCCAAUCAGGCUUUCCAUUUGGCAUAGUAACUCGGGAUACUUUCCCGAAUGCACCCCAGUGGAUGGAGAGUUCUCAAAGAGAUGGCAGUAGAAGUAUGCAUUCUGAUCCUUCUUCAUUGCUUAGUGAGAUCCAAAAUCUUGACUUGUAUAAGUCUGUGCCUAAUGGAUCACGGGAACACUUCUCUACUGAUUUUUCAUCCUUUACAUGUGCACGUCAGACCCAAGGUGCCUUGGCAGACGAGUUUCCACAUCUUGAUAUUAUCAAUGACUUGCUUGAUGAGGAACACAAUGUUGGGAGAGCAGAUAGGCCAGGAACAGGCUUCCAUUCUCUUGGCAAUGGAUCACAUUUAUUAAAUCGGCACUUUUCUUUUCCACCCAAUUUGGGCAUGUCGGGUGAGAUGCAAUCUUCGAAUGGCUCAUGCAGGUUUGAGCGAGCAAGGAGUUACCAUGCUUAUGGGUUCCAACGAGGUGACAGUAUUUCCUCAGGCAACCAUUUUGAUACAUCAAGGGAAUUUAUUCCGCAAGCUAGACCCCUACCUUAUGCCAAUGGGCAAAUUGAUGGAUCGGUCCCAACCCAGUGGCCAAUGGCUUCUUCGGAUCUGUCUUUACUCAGCAUGAGGAAUGCAGCAGAUGUUGGCAGUUACCCAUUCUACAGUCCAGAGUAUUCUAAUCUGGCAUGUGGCGUCAAUGGCUAUACAUUAUUCCGACCUUCCCAUGGACACUGAAAAAGGCAACCAACGACGGAGUUAUCCCAGUGUAAUGAUGUAUUUGAGUAAAUUUGUUGGGUCUUAUUAGAUUUGGAGUGAGUUUGUAAUCUUUUCACAAGGAAAACAGAUCGUAAAGAGUGUUACUGCCCUCUUUGCAUCAAGCAUUUUUAGUUUUAAAAGAAAUGAGGCUUUCGUAUAUUUCUUUUCA